GACGCCCACCGCAAGUCCCACAGGUGGUUCCGCCUUGUGGAUGGUGCUCCUGCACCCGAUGGCUGCGGGGUGGACGCGCGCUAUGGGUAUACUCCGGCGACGCGGAACACACUUCCUCUACUCUUCCUUGCGGGGGUGGGGGGUGGGGGAUGAAGAUCAAGGAGGAUGAUAAGCAGAAGAAGAAGCCGGCCAGGACGUGCGUCCAGAUCGAGGAGAUCCCCGAGGACAACACCGCCGGCUGCGACGCCAUCCGCAAGGCCUUUGCUAUGGGGAACGGCAAGGGGAAGGCCAAGGAGUUGUCGCCGCAGGAUGCCGCGCUGCUCAUCCAGAUGAACUACAGGCCGCACCUCGCCCACCGCUCCCAGGUGCUCCGCUGCCUGUGUGAUCUCGCCGUCGCCAAGGCCAAGCUCAAGGAGCUCAGGUCCCUCUUCUACAACCUCUCCUACAGGCGCCGCCUCUCGCAUGACCACGAGGAGUGCCAGAGGUUCUCCGAGAAGAUCAUUGUCCUGCUGCUCACUGUCGAUGCGCUCGAGGUGAGCUCCGUCAUGACCUGUUUACGAUUGCUGAUUGCCAUUGCUGUGUUUUGGAUUUGAAAUUCAGUUACUACAUAUACUGGCUACCACUAUAUUAUUAGACAAAAAAUAAAAGCAAAGCACACCAGGAUGAUUACCAUGCUAUUUAGCUGAGCAUCCGUCCAACAUAUGUAUGCACUUGAGAUGAUCUCCAUCAUCACCUGUACCCCAUUGCCAUGGCUGUGUUGUGAAUUUGAAAUUUACUUGCUGGUUAGUACAGUACAUUGUUGGUUUGAGGAUGGUCUAUCAAGGUUCUGUACAUAAGUAUGAUUUUCUAGCUAGUGUCUGAAGGUAUUGGUUAGUGAUGCGUCAUUAUUGAGAAAAUAAAUAAAAGCACACUACAAAGAUUAACAUGCAUGCCAGAUAUGUAGCUCAAGUAAGUUGUAACUAUUAAACAUGUGAUAUACCGAGCUAGUUACUAUUAGUAUGUCUAUUGUACUAGCCAAUAGAUGAUACGUUGGUUGUUGACAUCAUUAACAUGCAUCCAAACCAAUAUUAUUCACCUGCUGUUUUUUUAAUCUAUAUGCAAACUUG
Triticum dicoccoides is the source of this 1106-nucleotide messenger RNA. RefSeq names its product BAG family molecular chaperone regulator 7-like. The transcript is spliced from 2 exons. Gene Ontology annotation, biological process: protein folding. The record is from RefSeq and is a predicted model, not a curated record. Gene Ontology annotation, cellular component: plasmodesma. The coding region runs from base 150 to 593 and encodes 147 amino acids. Lineage: Eukaryota; Viridiplantae; Streptophyta; Magnoliopsida; Poales; Poaceae.